UUCCAUUUUACAGGCGCCCUCACGCGAAAAUGGCCGAUGCGAUUCAAACCGCUCCUAGGUUCACUGGGAAAAAUCGAGACCCGCAAUUAUUCACGGUAACCAAUCAUUACAACGAGGCGGGCACUGGACCGCUCGAAGCUGCCAUUUGUAGGCACAAUCCGCUGCACGUCGUCUCUGCAGCAUUGCGACACCAACAUGAAGAAUCGCAAUGCCCCGAUCGGAAGUGGAAUCCGUCGGAGAAGAUUGUAAAGUACAAGGACAUGCAGUAGCUUGUUGGAGGAAUUUUAUAUACUUUUUUUAAAAAUUUAUUAACCAUUUUUCUCAUUUUCCCGACAUGUAUUUUUUUGCUACGGGUCAAAUUGUAUUUUCGCUUUAUGUAAUAUUUCUAAAUAAUUUCGUCGUCACAAUUUAGUUACUAUUUGUUCUUGCGACACAGGUUGAACAAUCGCCUGUCUGUAUCUUUUUCUUUCUUUUUUUAAUCUAUAAUUCAUUUUCUUAUCAGUUAAUUGAUUUUUGCAGCACAACAAAAAGGCUUCCAGUGAACAAAAAUGUCGGGAACCAGAAAG
Caenorhabditis elegans is the source of this 566-nucleotide messenger RNA. It is a transcript of the gene W03C9.5, whose product is annotated as PTK2. The transcript is spliced from 3 exons. The record is from RefSeq and is marked reviewed. Bases 30 to 269 code for a protein of 79 amino acids. Lineage: Eukaryota; Metazoa; Nematoda; Chromadorea; Rhabditida; Rhabditidae.